Molecule: messenger RNA, 2641 nt
Organism: Blastomyces gilchristii SLH14081
Lineage: Eukaryota; Fungi; Ascomycota; Eurotiomycetes; Onygenales; Ajellomycetaceae
Product: tyrosyl-tRNA synthetase
Exons: 4
Coding region: 1053-2243 (396 amino acids)
Biological process (GO): tyrosyl-tRNA aminoacylation
Molecular function (GO): ATP binding; tyrosine-tRNA ligase activity
Source: RefSeq, a predicted model, not a curated record
UGAUUGUUCUCAUUCGGUAUACAUGCGGGCUAUACGGAGUAGUCGUGGCGGAGUGGUUACAUGUAUUUGGCAAGAAUCUACAACCCGCAAAUCGAGAUAUUUACCACCAACCAUUUGACUGCGAUUUUGGCUCUCUGUACUCCGUAGAAAAAUGAGGGUAAUUGAGGGCCAAUCGUUGGCUGUGCACAGGAACUCCCGAAACAACACUCCUGUCGCUCUUUUCAAACGCCAAUAACUACUAGACCAGGAACCCGAGGAAUGGAGUCCCCACACUCACACUCUGCACUCAUAACUCUGCCUUGGUCUUCAUAACCAGUUAGUUGCACUCCGACAUAUAUAUACUUGGGAAAAACUACAGCUGCAUUUUGCCCAAUUUCUUGGAGAGGAAAGGCAACUGGUUUGUCGAACAGAGCACAAACUAGCGAGAUUUGAUUGUGGAGUCCGUAGUUAUAGAUGAUGUAUCUUAAUUGUAUAUUCAACAUGCAACAACCGCCCCACCACGAACUCGCUCAAUUUUUCGAAUAAGAACCCGCCGAUAGAUCCAUCGAACAGCCCUCGAUCAUACGAGCAUUUUGACCCCAACGCCGACCGCAUACCCCGUCUGGUGGUGGAGUUAUUCAACCAAACGUGGUUCGAAGCCCCCGCGUGGGAUAUUCCCCCGUCCACCCCUACCACACCACAACCCCGGGUCAAAUUGCCAUACAAAUUGUAAGGUGAAGAGACCUAGCCCUAUGCACCAAUCUUCUUGAUUUUGGAAGAUCCCCAACCUGUAUUUGAUGUUCCGAAACAUCAACACCAAGUCCCACCCACCUUCUUUUCUGUAGCGACAUCCUCGAAGCAAUUGAGUAUCGUAUUUCCCUUAGAUCUCUUCCAUCCUAUCUUCCUCAGAUAAUCAGAUAGAUAAUUGGAGUUGGAGAGAGAAAAGAUUAAUUCACUACGAAUCACGUGACCACUAACAUACUCUCCCCGCAGUUUUUAUAUUGUUGCUUUUUCGUCUCCCCGUUGUGCCUCCGCCGCCGCGCUCUUCGCCUCUCCCACAGGACAAAAAAAAGAUGGCGAAAGAAUUAUCUCCCCAAGAGAAGGUCGAUUUGAUCUACCACAAUCUUCAAGAAGUAUUGAAGCCAGAGCUUAUUGAAGAUGUCAUCCUGCGACAGAACCGCCCAUUAAAGGUGUAUUUCGGCACCGCAACAACCGGCCGCCCACACUGCGGCUACUUCUGCCCCAUCGUAAAACUCGCCCACUUCCUCCGUGCAGGCUGCCAUGUCAAAAUCCUCCUCGCAGACAUCCACGGGUUCCUCGACAACCUCAAAGCGCCCAUCGACCUCGUCAACUUCCGCGCCAAAUACUACCGCUACGUCAUCACCGCCCUCCUCGAAGCCAUCCACGUCCCCAUCGACAAACUGGAGUUCGUCCUCGGCAGCGACUUCCAGCUCUCCCCCAAAUACACCAUGGACCUGUUCCGCCUUAGCAGCGUCGUGACCGAGCACGAUGCCAAGAAGGCCGGCGCGGAGGUCGUGAAGCAGGUUGACAACGCGCCGUUGUCCGGUCUGAUCUACCCGCUCAUGCAGGCGCUGGAUGAGGAGCACCUGGACGUCGACGCGCAGUUUGGCGGGGUCGAUCAGCGGAAGAUCUUCACGCUGGCGCUGGAGACGUUGCCGCGGAUUGGCUACAAGGAGCGCGCGCACCUAAUGAGCCCCAUGGUGCCUGGGCUGGCGGGCGGGAAGAUGUCGGCGUCGGAUCCGGAUUCUAAGAUUGACAUUCUGGACACGCCGGAGACGGUGAAGAAGAAGUUGAGGAAGGCGUUUGCGAUGCCGAGGGAGACGGAGGGGAAUGGGAUUAUUAGUUUUGUGGAGCAUGUGUUGUUCCCUGUUAGUGCGCUGGAGAGCGCGGAUGGGAAGGGGACCUUUGUGGUCGAGAGGACGGAGGAGGAGGGCGGUCAGGUUGUUUACGGGGAUAUUGAGGAGGUGAAGAAGGAUUAUCGCGCGGAUAGGUUAACCCCCCAACUCCUCAAAGCCGCCGUAACAACCGCGCUCAACAAACUCCUCGCACCCGUCCAGGCCGCCUUCCAAGCUAACCCGGACUGGCAAGAGGUCGAGAAGAAGGCAUAUCCACCCCCACCGGAGCCGGAAAAGAAAAAGAAGAAACCCAAGGAUAAGGGAAGCAGAUACCCCGGCGGCGGCGCUGCUGCGCCAAAACAGGAUGUUGAUGGUGUCGAGGAGAAGCUGGAGAAGUUGGCGGUUUAAAUAACAGUGGGUGUGUGAUUUAAAAAAGGGGGGGGGGGGGGCGGGGGAGAGCUUUCGAAGAAGAUAGAUAGCCGCUAAGUGGCUAGGCGUGUGGAGGAGGCGUUGGCGUGGAGUCUCUCUCUCUCUCUUUCUCCUCCCUUAUCCAUGAUUGUUAUUUGGGGGUGAAAAGGUGGAGAGAGUGUUUUCCCGGAAGACGGGGCUUUUUUGUUUUUUUUUUUUUUUUUUGUUUAAUUUUUCCAUUUGUCUUUUCAUUUUGAUCCUACACGACUGCACGACUUCAGAAUAUUAAAAAUAUAGAGAGUAACUAUUUCUUGUAUGUGAAAGAGGGCGAGCGGCGGGUAGUAUUCACACUAAAGAAAAUAGCAUAAUAAAGCACUGUAGACAACUUUUUGCUUAAC